GUUUGAAAAUUGCAUUCAAGAUUGUCACUCAAGUCUUAUAGCCACGUCCCUUCAUCAAAGAUCACUUUGGGCAUUUGCUUCAUGACAAGAACUUUCAUCCAUUGAGAAACUGUCUCAUUUCUUGAAUCUGUCCAAGAGGGUGCUGAGUUUUGAAUUUUUUUUCAAAGAUGAAUGAUCUGAUGACGAAAUCGUUCUUAAGUUAUGUUGAACUGAAGAAACAGGUCAUGAAGGACCUUGAAAAUGAACGUGAUAUUGAAGCAGGGCAACUCAACCCCACACAACUAGAAGACCCUAAUCUCACUCAGUUCUUCCAAGAAGUGGAUGCAAUCAAGGUUGAAAUGGAAGAGAUCACCAAUCUCUUAUUUGAUCUUCAGCAACUGAAUGAAGAAGCAAAGUCCACACACAGUGCAAAAGUCCUCCGUGGACUAAGAGACCGCAUGGAAUCUGACAUGGUUGCGGUGCUUCGCAAGGCCAAGAUCAUCAAGGCAAGGCUUGAGGUCCUGGACCAAUCCAACAUAGCCAAUAGAACUUUAUCAGAGUCCUAUAAAGAGGGUACACCAAUUGAUAGGACAAGGAGUUCUGUCACAAAUGGUUUGAGGGUCAAGCUUAGGGACAUGAUGAAUGAGUUUCGGUCCUUGAGGGACAAGAUACUGUCUGAUUACAAGGAAGAUUUGAAGAGAAGGUACUACAGCGCGACCGGCGAGGUUCCGAGUGAGGAGGUCAUGGACAAGAUGAUCUCAGGGAGUCUCAAAGUUGAGUUUUUGGCUGGGAAAACAGAUGCUGACAUGGGAAAUCAGGUUAGACAUGAGGCUGUGAUGGAUAUUCAGAGGAGUUUGAACAAGCUUCACCAAGUGUUUCUUGAUAUGGCUAUUCUGGUUGAGACACAAGGGGAGAAAUUGGACAAUAUUGAAGAUAAUAUGGCCAGUGCUGGUAACUACAUCCAUGGUGGAACUAAUAGUCUUUACUAUGCCAAUCAGAUGAAGAAGAAGAACCAUAAAUGGUGGUGCUGGGUUUGUGCUGUUGGGUUGAUUGUGCUGUUGGUGUGCUUCAUAGCAAUGUUGACUUCUUGACUGGAGUAAUUUUUUGAGGAGAGUUUCGAGUUUUUGAGACUGUAAAAAGCUCUUUCCACUUCCUCCUAAUGCUUGGUUUUUCUAGAAUUGUGGGAAUAGGUUCUGUUAAU
Molecule: messenger RNA, 1180 nt
Organism: Arachis stenosperma
Lineage: Eukaryota; Viridiplantae; Streptophyta; Magnoliopsida; Fabales; Fabaceae
Product: syntaxin-112
Exons: 3
Coding region: 168-1070 (300 amino acids)
Biological process (GO): intracellular protein transport; vesicle fusion; exocytosis
Cellular component (GO): plasma membrane; endomembrane system; SNARE complex
Molecular function (GO): SNAP receptor activity; SNARE binding
Source: RefSeq, a predicted model, not a curated record